This is a messenger RNA of Cuscuta epithymum, 773 nucleotides long. The record is from the annotation of a GenBank genome assembly. Lineage: Eukaryota; Viridiplantae; Streptophyta; Magnoliopsida; Solanales; Convolvulaceae.
CUUUCUUGGGGAGUAAGUCUGUACAGAAUUGAAGCAGACCCUUCUAUAUAUUCCAGGAGUGAAUACACCACCGAUUAUAUUAUUGGCAGCCAUGGGAGCUGGAGAGAGCCGACCGGACAUAUACAGUGCCAAUCGCGCCGUUGAAGAGGCGCUGAAGAGGGUAGAUCUGAACUCUACAAAAGGGUAUGGCCAAAGGAAAGAUAAGAAGAUGGAGCUCGCGAUGGAGCUGACAUGGAUGAAAAGCUAUCUAAUCAACAGCAGAAGGACGGACCACGGCCGGAAGCUUGCCAACGUCUGGUGUCCGGCCAUCGAACUCCUCGCCGGAAGCUGUGAUGAAAGCCUUCUAGACAACACCCAACACUUAGAUGCUGUAAUAAAAAAAUUUGCCAGUCUUAGACCUAAAAUUCAACCUUUUAUUGUUCCCACCUGUGAGUGUGAUCAUCCUCCCCCCUCAGAGCCUUUUAAAGUUUCCAACUGUCACUGUGACUGUGAUCAUCCUCCCUGCUCAAGGCGCCCCUGAUUUUGAUUGUACACAGGCGUUUAAUUUGGGCAGAAUCUCAUCCCCUGUUUCUAGAUUUUACAUAGGUGUUUAAUUAGGGCCGAUUCUAUAUGUAAGUUCAUUUAAUUAGGCAUUUAAUUUUUGAUUUUCUCUGAUCUCUUUUUUUCCAACUAUCUCUGGAUCCAUAUUGUUAAUUUAAAUUCUUAGGAAUUUGCUGCUCUUUUUUCUUUGACUGCCAAAAUAUGGCUACAGAAGCAUUCUUUCACAACUUCAG